CAGUGGGAGAACAGAAUAGGCGACAGGACCCUGACUCGGCUUGGGAGUGAGCUGGAGUGAGGGGUGAAGCGACAGCUCCUUCUAACUGCAACGCGGACGCAAGCAGUAGGGAAAGCUACGGCGACACCAUGACCUCGGGAGCCCGUGGGCUCAGCCCAGAGAGUGAAGGCCUUCUUGAGGAGGUCAUUGAGACUUUCCGGAACACAGUUAGGCGUGAGGAACUAGACUUCCUGCUGAGUGACCAUGAAUCCUGGGAGAGAUUUGAGGCUGAGGCCACUUUGUCCAGGGAGGAGGCAGAAGCCCUACGUGAAGUUCUGAACGAGUUGCAAAGAACGAUGGAUCUGGAGGCCGAAGAGCAGCAGGCUAGGGAGAGUUUUCUGCAUCAGUUUCCCGAGUUGAAACUCAAGCUUGAGGAGCGUAUAAGAAAGCUCCACGAGCUCGCAGAUGAGGUGGACAAGGUACACCGGGACUGCACCAUCGCCAACAUAGUAGCCAACUCCGCUGGUGCUGUGUCUGGCCUCCUGAGCAUCCUUGGUCUGGGUCUGGCUCCUGUGACAGCAGGGGCCAGUCUGGCACUCUUGGCAACUGGAAUGGGGCUGGGAGCAGCAGCCGCUGUGACCCAGGUGUCUACCAGCCUCGUGGAAGUCUCAAGUGAGUCGUCCGCAAAAGCCCAAGCCAGUCACCUGACAUCAACUGAUUUUGACAAAGGGGAGGUCAUUGCAAAGGUUCUGCAUGACCGCAUACCCCAGAUUUAUUCCUUAACAGAUAAAUGCUUUAGAGCCCUGCAAAGCAUUGCAAGGAAUGUUCGUGCCAUCAAGCUAGCCAAAGUCAAACCUCGCCUUGUAGUCAAUGCCAGGCGCCUUAUGACAGCUCAGAGAAUCUCAGUUCGAAGUGGCCGGCAGGUGCAGAAAGCUUUUGGAGGCACUGCUCUGGCAAUGACCAAAGGAGCCCGGAUCAUGGGUGCGGCCACUGCAGGUCUCUCCCUUGCAAUGGAUGUGGUCAGCCUCGUGAAAGACUCAGAACACUUGCAAAAGGGCGCAAAGACAGAGUCAGCUGAAGACAUGAGGCAGCAGGCCCGGGAGCUGGAGACCAAGCUGGAGAAGCUCAGUGAGAUCUAUGAAAUUCUGAAGGAGGGCCCGACUCCGUGAUCCCCGAGCAGGGCGGGGAGCAGGGACAUGUGUGGGACAAUGACAUGGAGGUGCCUUAUUAGAGGGGGAAAAAGUGCAAAAUAAAGGUUUUGUGUUGGGGUGUUGAGGAGUUUGGCAUUUCUGAAGCUGAGCCCAAUGAGGGAGGGGUUAUUGCAGUUGGCAGAAGGGUAGGGGGGAAUGUUUAGCAAAUUGUUGGUGCUCUUUGGGUUCAGGGUGCGCUGAGCAACCAGUGAAAUUCCAAUGAUAAUCUAAAGGGUUUUGGAACAGUGGCUGAUUUGGAAAAAAA
Molecule: messenger RNA, 1434 nt
Organism: Lontra canadensis (Northern American river otter)
Lineage: Eukaryota; Metazoa; Chordata; Mammalia; Carnivora; Mustelidae
Product: apolipoprotein L2-like
Exons: 5
Coding region: 129-1148 (339 amino acids)
Biological process (GO): lipoprotein metabolic process; lipid transport
Cellular component (GO): membrane; extracellular region
Molecular function (GO): lipid binding
Source: RefSeq, a predicted model, not a curated record